AUGGCAAACUAUAUGGUAUGCUUGGCACAUUUUUGUGAAUUGCAUGGGCCAUCGACUAUAAUAUGUACACAGAAGGUCGCCGAACCUGAAAAAUCGAGCCUUUUUUUACCAGCCAACUCGAUGCUUCAAACGUGCCAAUCUUGUAAGCUAACCCUUCCGGAUGACUCUGUGAACCUCCAAUCCACCAUUGGCGGUACAUCUUACGUAUCCACACAGUACCCAGCACUGCUGCAGCGUUACUCAUCCCUUACCAAACUUGUAAUGAAAACCCUCUCGGUUGAGACCACUCUGGAUAUCUCGAAGCCAAUAUUUUUUGGCGAUGUUGUCAAUGGAUAUUGUAUAAACAAGAUAUUCAAGAUAUCCGAUGCUAAUGCCAGAGGGGGUGAAAGGAAAUACUCCUUGAUGGUUGUAAGCGAUAAAGAAAAGGAUCUACUCUUGCAUUGGGAUGACUUCAGUAUUUACUUGAAUGAGUUUAUAUUGUUGAUUCAGCAACAGGCGCAGUAUGUGACUGACGAAUUGAAUCCUAAGAAACUGAAGCCGCCAGCUACAUCUUCGGCAUCCACCUCAGGAAAUAACCAAACCUCUAACACGGCCACUUUUGAUAACGAGAGGUAUCUCAGAAGAUCGCUCAUCAAACCUAAGUCAUUAAUUGAUCUUACCAAUGACAAUGAGUUAUUCGUAAAGAUACAUUUAUGGGCUAUUGAGUUGUUGAAAGAUGUUUAG
Dujonia railenensis is the source of this 723-nucleotide messenger RNA. The record is from the annotation of a GenBank genome assembly. Lineage: Eukaryota; Fungi; Ascomycota; Pichiomycetes; Serinales; Debaryomycetaceae.